ACUAAGAAAAUCAAUAGGCACCAGCACGCCGUCCGUCUGAUCUGCCCGCCACCCUAUUUUCUUCUUCUCUACCUCUACAUGUACCUUCUUCACCUCUACGCUUGCCGGGUUCCCCUCAAGAGGCGUCUUUUGCGGCCUGGGAAAAGCACCAGCAUGGACAUUAUCGUGACCUUGGGUACAUGGUCGAUAGAUGAUACAUGAUACGUGAUGCUUACUCACAGACACAACAAGCACACACACAGACACACACACAAACGCGCGAGGCCAUUAGAAAUCCGGUCUGCAAAGGCUGGCCGCCCCUGACUGGACGAGGCGAGCCGCUCGCCCAAGCCACCAUGCAGUCCAUCAGCCAUUCAUCGCGAUGCCAUGCGAGGGGCUUAGUGCCCGUGUGUGCCAUUAAUUGGUUCAAGAUUGCGGAAAUCAUGGCUGAUGGUACUGUACCUUUUCCCUGCCUUGCUCGUAUCGGCAGCAGUUGUCUUAUGAGUUGUAUGAGUUGGGUACAAACACCACCCAAACGCUCAGCCGUGUGCCAGAGUCAGGCUGCCAGAUUCCAACGAGCAUCGAUUCUUACUCUUACACAGCAGUCACCACUUCGAGAUACCGUUGAAAACAGUCGAUUCUACACCGACGCCCCUCCCCCUCCCCCUCCCCUUAUCGAAAAUGGGGCAUCUUCAAGUGAUGUCGUGUCGCAGCAGGUGGCCGCAUGAAGCCCCCCUAUGCCCGCACAUGGAAGCGAAGCCUUUGCAGACGGAACAGACCCUUGGUGCCUUGUCUUGCCUUGCCUUGGCUCAACUCUCAACACCGCUUGUUUGUUUGUCGCUGUGCUGCGGUGCGGCAGAGGCGGGAUGGCUUAUGCUGGUGCUGAUGUCGACGCCUGCUCGUACAAACUUACAUUAGCACCGCUGUCGUGCAUCGGGGAAUGAAUGAUCCGUCGUCCAAUGAAACAGCUUCAAUAGCAAGCAGUAUUAGUUCGAAUCAUACUAACAGAAGCCAUAG
Molecule: messenger RNA, 996 nt
Organism: Trichoderma harzianum CBS 226.95
Lineage: Eukaryota; Fungi; Ascomycota; Sordariomycetes; Hypocreales; Hypocreaceae
Exons: 2
Coding region: 198-707 (169 amino acids)
Source: RefSeq, a predicted model, not a curated record